GGUGCGCCUGCGCAGAAGGGAGGCGCGCCAGGGCGGCUGGAGCGGUUCCCUCGCAGGCGGCGCCAUUUUGUGCUAGGUGCCCAGAUAAAACCGGCCCGGUUCUGUGUGAAGUGGGCGGCGGAGCCACGGUCCCUGGAAUGGCGGAGACUCUCUCAGGACUAGGCGAUUCGGGUGCGGCGGGCGCAGCGGCUUUGAGCUCUGCCUCGUCGGAAACCGGGACACGGCGGCUCAGCGAUCUGCGGGUGAUCGAUCUGCGGGCGGAGCUGAGGAAACGGAAUCUGGACUCGAGCGGCAAUAAGAGCGUUUUGAUGGAGCGGCUCAAAAAGGCAAUUGAAGAUGAGGGGGGUAAUCCUGAUGAGAUUGAAAUUACCUCCGAAGGAAACAAGAAGACAUCAAAGAGAUCCAGCAAAGGUAGGAAGGAUUUUAUAAGCACUGCUAAUGUUAAGAACUUUCUUCACAAUUCUUUCCUUUGCCAAUGAGCCUGUUUAGUUGGC
Leptonychotes weddellii (Weddell seal) is the source of this 494-nucleotide messenger RNA. Lineage: Eukaryota; Metazoa; Chordata; Mammalia; Carnivora; Phocidae. The record is from RefSeq and is a predicted model, not a curated record.